Molecule: messenger RNA, 3443 nt
Organism: Neurospora tetraspora
Lineage: Eukaryota; Fungi; Ascomycota; Sordariomycetes; Sordariales; Sordariaceae
Product: glycosyl transferase family group 2-domain-containing protein
Exons: 5
Coding region: 366-3212 (948 amino acids)
Source: RefSeq, a predicted model, not a curated record
UUGACAGAAGGCGAUGCCGGUGCCGCCAUGAGCGAAAACCCCCACUGCUAUUUUCUUCUUUCGCUUGCUUCCAUCUCGCCCCUCCCUCGUCGAUAUAUCCUCACUUCACGCUGCUGUCCUCUGACAACCCACUUUCACUCUUUAGAAUAGCGGACUCGGAGGAUUCUAAUAUCUCUUACAACUCUCACCCUCACCUACUUUUGGGCAUGUGCGAGGAAGACAUCAUCAACAUCUCGAUCUAGUCUAGAGUCUCUCUUUGGACUCGUACGCUCGUUCACUUACUGGUCUAACACUCGGUCGUCAUCAAGUCACGAGUCCAUCAUCAUCGACACUCGUCACUGGUUCGACAAGGAUCUAAUAUCAAGAUGGCAGGUUCACACAACGGGGGGAAGGACUUCCCUCUACGACCUCUACCUCCUUCGAGGAAUCCUUCUUCUACACCAUCAGACUUCCCGUCGCCUCUCAACUCUCCACUACGAUCGAACUUUCAACAUGGACCGAUUAGUGGUGUCGAUACUCCCCCGUCUUCGGAACUCCAAGGCCCCCAGUCUUUCUACAAUCAAACUGCGUCAGGCAGUGCUCUGUCGGUGGCUUCAGAUCAGACGGGGAUAUCGACACCGGUGACGUAUGCCGAUGAGUUCAAGUUCAAGACAGUUAUUAAGUAUCUCGGUAAGCACAUAGAAAAGGCCGGAUGGAUGCCUCCCGAGGAGGAAAGGAGUCAACCAAAUGGUUACGGAGUGCUGUACAAGAAGUCUCGAGGACAAUAUGUCACAUACCCAGAGACUCUGUCACAGGCCGUUGUUGCCUGUGUGCAAAGACUCAACCUCGUCAUCGCCUUCACCAUGAAGCUCGAUAUGCUCGACGCGCCCAACGGCAUCCUCGCCUCGCUCGGCCCCAACCAAUCCGAACUCAAGCUCAUGGACGGCUCUCAACUUCAAAUCGCCGACUCGCUCGACAGCAUGGUACCCGCCAACGUCAAGAAGUUUCAGUACGCCUGCUUGGUCCGACAAGAACGCAUCCUGCUCGUAUGGCACGAUGAUAUGCUGCAGAUAGUGCCCACCGCCGCCCGAAUCGAGGCGAAGCUGCUAGCCAAGGUCUGGGGAACCGGUGAACUACCCUUUGGGAAUCUCCAAGCUCCAUCCCGACCGAACUCGGUUCUCUCCACAAACACGUCCAUCUACAAGGCCGAGAAGCCAUCGACUCCGGGACCUGGUAACAUGGGCGCCCUCCCCAACGACAGCGCCGAACAGCUCGAGAAGGACGAGUCCGUAGACGCCAAGGAGUCGCUCCAGCGGCCCGUCCAGCGCACCAGCGCCUUCUUCGUCGGCAUGGCCAUGUGUCUGGGCAUCGUCCUUCUCUUCGGCACCUACAUCUCGCAGCUGCUGAUCGAGUGCGUCGUCGACGGGACGUACACGCGCUUGGCGCUGAUUGUCUGCGUGCCGUUCUUGUUGUGUGUCAGUCUGUUCUUCUUCCAGGUCAUCUUCUCGAACCUGUUCCAGAUUGUUGGCCCAAUUGGUGGGCAGCAUACCAACUCGAGGUUCUACUCGUGCAUCAAGCCCAGCUUGAGGAGGGCGUACAUGGACGGGUUCACGGCGCCGCAUAUCACGAUUCAGAUGCCGGUGUAUAAGGAGGGUAUGGAGAGCGUUAUCAUCCCGACUGUGAGGAGUUUGCAGGCGGCUAUUUCAUUUUAUGAGAGCCAUGGUGGCUCCGCAUCAAUCUUCAUCAACGACGACGGUCUCCGCGUCCUCUCCGAAGAGGAAGCCCAGAAGCGCAUCGAGUUCUACCACGACAACCACAUCGGCUGGGUCGCCCGCCCCAAGCACGGUGACGACGGCUUCGUCCGCAAGGGCAAGUUCAAGAAGGCUUCCAACAUGAACUUUGCUCUCAACAUCUCCCAGAAGGUCGAGAAGUACCUCCAGGAAAUGGUGGAUGCCAAGUUCGCUGCCGAGGGCACCGACCUCGUCGACGAGCAGGAGGAAGAGGAGAUGUACCAGGCUGCUCUUGCGAGAGUCCUCGAGGAGAACCCGCUUGCUCAAGCGGCUGGUAACAUCAGGAUGGGAGAGUACAUUCUCAUUGUUGACUCUGAUACCCGUGUGCCCGUCGACUGCCUCCUCUACGGCGCCGCCGAGAUGUUCCUCUCCCCCGAGGUCGCCAUCGUCCAACACUCCACCGGCGUGAUGCAAGUCUCGUGGGACUACUUCGAGAACGGCAUCACCUUCUUCACCAACCUCGUCUACACAGCCAUUCGGUUCUCCAUCGGAUCAGGCGAAGUCGCUCCCUUUGUCGGUCACAACGCUUUUCUCCGCUGGCAAGCCGUCCAAGACGUCGGCGUCCCCGAACCCAACGACUACACAGCCUACUGGUCCGAGUCGCACGUCUCCGAAGACUUCGACAUCGCCCUCCGCCUGCAAAUCAAGGGCUCCAUCGUGCGCAUCGCCUCGUACCACGGCACGCAAUUCCAAGAGGGCGUAUCCCUAACCAUCUACGACGAGAUCGCCCGCUGGCAAAAAUACGCCUACGGCGUAUCGGAAAUGAUCUUCCACCCCUUACACCGCUGGAUCUUCAAGGGUCCCUUUACACCCCUUUUCUACACAUUUCUCGGGUCAAACAUCAUGUACUCGUCCAAGAUCUCCAUCUUCGCCUACAUCUGCUCCUACUUCGCUUUGGCCUCGGCCCUCAUGCUCACUUUACUCAACUACUUUCUCGUCGGCUGGUUCGUCGACACGUUGGACCACGCCUACAUGUCCUCCUGGCAAGUCUUUGUCUCGCUGGUAGUCGUGUUCAACAUCAUGGGCCACAUCGCGCUUGCCGCUUUGCGGUACCGCACCGGCGACCGCUCUUUACUUUCCAGUUUAUGCGAAAACUUCAAAUGGACGCCCAUGCUGACCGUCUUUUUUGGGGGGUUGUCCUUCCACGUCACCACGGCCCUGCUGGCGCACUUGUUUCAUAUCGACAUGCAGUGGGGCGCCACCAGCAAGGAAAAGGAAAACUCAAAUUUCUUCCAGGAGAUUCCCAAGAUCCUCAAGACGUUCAAGUGGAUGUAUGUCUUUGUCAUCCUGGUCGCGGCGGGAAUGGUGUACUUGGGCAAGUGGGCGCCGAAAGGGUGGGAGAUUAACGAUUUCACGGCUAUUGUCCCGUUGGCGGUUAAUUUGGUUAGUCAUGCGUUGACGCCGUUGGUGUUGAAUCCUAGUUUGAUGGUUUUUAACUAUUAAACUGAAGAAGGUUGUGGGAGGAGAAGUGGUUAGCGAGUGGGUGGGAAGGUGUGAUCGGGACAAGAGCAAAAAAGGAGGAGUGUCUUUACUUGUGUGUGUGUGUGUGUGUGUGUGUGUAUCAUCUUUUCGCCCAUCGGCUUCUUUCUUUUUUCCACUUGUCUAUAUCGGAAGGAUGGAUGGAUUGUGGAGGGUGACCAGGGAGGGCUAGGGCUGUUUAUACGCUCGCUAUGC